Molecule: messenger RNA, 1748 nt
Organism: Sinocyclocheilus grahami
Lineage: Eukaryota; Metazoa; Chordata; Actinopteri; Cypriniformes; Cyprinidae
Gene: clk4b
Product: CDC-like kinase 4b
Exons: 13
Coding region: 125-1552 (475 amino acids)
Biological process (GO): peptidyl-tyrosine phosphorylation; regulation of RNA splicing
Cellular component (GO): nucleus
Molecular function (GO): ATP binding; protein tyrosine kinase activity; protein serine/threonine kinase activity
Source: RefSeq, a predicted model, not a curated record
CAGGAAUCCUCGCCACCGGAAACAUGUAACAUUUACAGAGUGUAAAGCGGAAGUCAUAAAGGGUGGUGGAGCUCCGUCUGGAAAGCAACGUCUUGUUUUACGAUUUGAAAGUAACGGGUGAAAGAUGCGGCGUUCUAAGCGGAUGCGGUCGCCGGACGGCUGGAUCGCGGAGUACAGCUGGGAGGAGAGAGAGGAGGUGCAGCACAAGAGACCGAAGCGCAGCUCGCGCAGCGGCGAAAGAGAGCGGCAGCUCGGCCGAACUCAUCGCUAUAAGACAUACGAGGGCUCAAAGAGGCUGGAGUGGCGAGAGCGCAGGGCCAGGGAAGCCAGUCUGGAACAUGGAGGUUAUAAGGGUCGGGUGGACCCGGUCUUGGAGACGGAGAGGGAGAACCAGUGCAGCCAGUCGUCUGCUCAUAGAGGACGUAGUCGACGCAGCAGCAGAGAGCGCCAACGAUCACGCCACUGCAGUCCCUGCUCAGACUCGAGAAGUCAUCGCAGGAAAAGAACCAAGAGUAUUGAGGAUGAUGAGGAGGGUCACCUGGUCUAUCACAAUGGAGACAUGCUAAGAGCAAGAUAUGAGAUUGUUGGGACUCUGGGCGAAGGAGCUUUUGGGAAAGUGGUGGAGUGCCUCAACCAUUCAAAAAGUAAUGAAAAAAUGGCGCUGAAGAUCAUCAAAAAUAUUGAGCGCUACCGUGAGGCAGCCAUGUCAGAAGUUGAUGUGCUUGAGCGGAUAAACUCGCUUGAUGAAGAAAAGAGAUUUGCUUGUGUCCGGAUGCUAGACUGGUUUGAUCACCACGGCCACAUCUGCAUAGUGUUUGAGCUGCUGGGACUGAGCACAUAUGACUUUCUGAAGGAGAAUGGAUUUAUGCCCUUCUCACUGACCCAGAUCAGGUGCAUGGCAGACCAGAUAUUUAGAGCUGUGCACUUUCUGCAUCGAAAUAAGUUGACGCACACCGACCUUAAGCCUGAAAACAUUCUAUUUGUGGACUCAAACUACAACAUUAAAUACAACUCCAAGAUGAAGCGAGAUGAGAGGACCUUGAAGAGGUUGGAUGUGAAAGUUGUGGACUUUGGCAAUGCCACCUAUGACCACGAGCAUCACACCUCUUUGGUGUCAACCCGCCACUACAGAGCUCCAGAAGUUAUAUUAGAACUGGGCUGGAACCAGGCAUGUGACGUGUGGAGUUUGGGCUGUAUCCUGAUUGAGUUCUAUCUGGGGUUAACGUUAUUUCAGACUCACGACAGUAAAGAGCAUCUGGCAAUGAUGGAGAGGGUUCUAGGCCCCAUACCUGCACACCUACUCCAGAAAACCAGGAAACGCCGUUAUGUGCAUCAUGACAAAUUGGACUGGGAUGAGCACAGCUCAGCAGGGAGAUACGUGAGGAAACACUGUAAACCUCUAAAGCAAUACAUGUCCUGUAAAACCCCGGAGCAUGAGCUGCUUUUUGACCUGCUGCAGAAGAUGAUGGAGUAUGAUUCAUCCAAACGAAUCACCCUGGAGCAGGCCAUCGGACAUCCCUUUUUCAACCUAUUAAGAAAAGAAAGAAAGUGACUUGGAGGCGACACAAAAUUAACAAUACUGCUCCCAGGGAGACUGCUGCUGCCUGUAUCAGUCUGCUUUAAGACUGCGUGCUUCAUUACCUCUGUCCAUAUUUAUUGUCAAUUUGAUUAUAUGGGCCAAAUUCCUCUGUACUUUUGGCAAAUUAAACUUGAAUGCUCUGAAUGCACAACAUUUGUGUCUUUAUUUU